Pediculus humanus corporis (human body louse) is the source of this 165-nucleotide messenger RNA. RefSeq lists its product as uncharacterized. Lineage: Eukaryota; Metazoa; Arthropoda; Insecta; Psocodea; Pediculidae. The transcript is spliced from 3 exons. Bases 1 to 165 code for a protein of 54 amino acids. The record is from RefSeq and is a predicted model, not a curated record.
AUGAUUUCGUACCCGAAUCAGUUUCUAACAAAUCAAGAAAUGAGGAUAUGCUUAAACGUCAAUUGUCGUCACCGGAAAUCCUCGUAUUUUCCCGAAGCUGAGAAUACUCCACCAGGGUAUUGGAAACCAUUUUUAACAGAGACAACCAUAUCACCUCGGCAUUGA